This is a messenger RNA of Annulohypoxylon truncatum, 1314 nucleotides long. RefSeq lists its product as uncharacterized. The transcript has 3 exons. Bases 64 to 1215 code for a protein of 383 amino acids. Lineage: Eukaryota; Fungi; Ascomycota; Sordariomycetes; Xylariales; Hypoxylaceae. The record is from RefSeq and is a predicted model, not a curated record.
AUUAUAUCCGUAAUACCCAUUGACCGACGACAAACACACUUUACAUGGCCAUCUUUCCUAAAAAUGUCGUCUACGGAGCCUUUAGAUCGACUCCCUUUCGCCCUAAGUCCAAAUGGCCCAGCAAGCGGAGAGAUGAUCUUAGGAGUGACGUGGGCGUUUACAUCAAUGACCAUAAUAGCGCUCAUCUUUAGGCUACUGCUUCACGCGGGGAGGUUCGGUCUAGACGAUUGGUUCAUGGUUGCAGCUGAAGUAUGCCAGGUUGUAUUCCAGGGUUUGGUCACUAUACAACUCUAUUGGGGACUUGAAUGGAAGCAGGACGGCGAUCCAAAUACUCAUGCCGAGUACAUACAAUAUAUGAAAUAUGGUUGGAUUGCGUCAACACCUGCUAUCCUAGUGUCUGUCCUGGCGAGAAUCUCAGCGACUCUCCUCUUGAAUCGAUUAUUCGCAUCCAAAAAAUGGCUUAGGUGGUAUUUAUAUGUCUUCACAACUGUUGAGACAUGUGUUGGCACACUUGCUAUCAUAUCUAUCUGGCUUCAGACUACGCCCAUCGAAGCAACCUGGAACGUUACCAUGGUCGGGUACGCCAGACCGGGGCUUAAAACACUUGUGCCAGUAAGCGUAGUUCUAGGCCAAGUUCUGUUCACCAUCUCGGAUUUGACACACGUCUUAUUUCCAGUUAUCAUCGUCUGGAAACUCAACAUGAGACCCCGCGAGAAAUUAUUGUUAAUUAUGAUGCUAGCCCUAUCGUUAACAACCAUGAUUGCCUCGAUCUUGAAACUGGUCACGUCUUCGAGAUCCAUGGCCCAGUCCGGCAAGGCACUGUUGAGAAAUCCAGAUGUAAGCACGGUCUACAUAUGUGUCGAGCAAUGCUUAGCCAUCAUCAUGGGGUGCAUCCCGAAAUUACGCCACAUCGCUAAACUAAGGCGGCAUCCCAUCUUUGCGUCAUUCCCGAAAAAGGCUAGGAGUAGAAGUCAAACAAUUGAAGAGGGUACAUCACGGGAAAACUUAAGUUAUCAAACAUACCAUGAGACUAAUUCUCGAGGGCGGCAGGUGGCUUGGGAUGGCUCUACAGGGAGCCGUGAAGUUGUAAAUCCUAACCUGAUAGUAGUAUGCGCCAGGGAAGAGAAUGAUAUAGGCUUGGAGAUGAUCAGUAAUGAUGGCAUUCGAAGAGUAGAUGAAGUUACUAUAACCUACGACCGGAAAACUGAGCCUUAAGAACCGGUUUCGGUUCGUUUGAAGACACGAUAGUUUCAUUAUAUUAAUAUUAAAUCGAGAUAUACCCUGAGUUUACCAAGGGAUAUUACCUACCCUGAC